GAUACAUCAGUACGCCUUUAAUCGCUGGAAAGAUGGUGAAAUCCGGCCGUAAGCGACUGAUGUUUACAAAUUUGUAAAUUCGAGGUCUACAUCGUCAUUGCCUACUUUAAUUUUACUUUCUACCAGUGAUCGCAUAUGAUCUAGUGUUCGAUAGAAAGUUAAGAAGACCUACUGAGGUUUAAAGACAAGCAAAGAUCUAAAUUUGGAUUCGGCGGACUCGUGCACGGCCAAAAACGUCGGGGCAUUUAAUAAGGAAAUUGAAACGAAUACAAAAUCUGACAUGGAUGCAAUGGGGGACAGUAUUAACAGACUAUUCACAUGUGAAUUUUGUCAUAAAUCAUUUAGACAUGAAAGUGACCUCAAGUGUCACAAGGACUCAUUCAUUCUUCAUCCACUACUUAUUCAUACUUCCGUUGAUUCUAAGAUUUUAGAUGAUGCAUUGGACCUGCAAAGUGACUUGGAACGUCGUAACGACACAGAACACAAUCAGAAACAAAAUUUUGAAUCGGAGAUUUGUCACAAAUUAUUAGGCCACAAAAAUCACCUCGAAAAACACAUAAAUUCAAUGCAUAAUCAGGAAGAAUCCUUUGAAUGUGAAACUUGUUAUAAAUCAUUUUCAAGCAAGGGUGAUCUCACAUUUCAUAAAAAUGCAGUACAUAAUUGUUGCAAACCGUUUGAAUGUUAUAUUUGCCAAAAAAGAUUUAAAACGAGGGACAAUCUCAUGAGUCACGUACAGUGUGUGCAUGAUCAAAGUAAACCCUUCAAAUGUGAGACUUGUCACGUAUCAUUUGGACAAGAGGAUCAACUCAAACAUCAUGUGAAUACAGUUCAUGAGCGAAGCAAACGCUUCGAAUGUGUCAUUUGUCAUCAUUUAUUUGGAGAAAAAGGUAAUCUCAACAAACACAUAAAUACAGUACAUCAUCGGAUCAAACCUCAUGAAUGUGGAAUUUGUCACAAAUCCUUUGGGCAAAAAGGUACCCUCACUCAUCACUUGAGUACAGUACAUAACGGGAGCAAACCUUAUGAAUGUGAAAUUUGUCAUAAUUCAUUUGGAAAAAACAGUCAUCUCACAAGUCACAUAGCGACUGUACAUGACAGGAGCAAACCUUAUGAAUGUGAAAUUUGUCAUAAAUCCUUUGGACACCAAAGUCACCUUAAAUCCCACAUAAGUUCAGAACAUCAACGUAUCAAACCCUUCGAAUGUAAAAUUUGUCUCAAAUCAUUCGGACGAAAUAGUGAUCUUAGAAGACACAUAAGGAAUGUACAUAAAAUUGAACCUUUUUAAAAUUUUGCCAACCUCAUCAAUGUACACAUUGUAACAAAUUAUUUGGAGAAAAAGGUAACCUCGAUAGACACCUAAAAGAGGUCCAUCUCGAGCCGAAUUCUAUACUUAUAGCAGAUACCAGAAUACACUUAAGAACUAAAUUUGACAGCCCCUAAUCUUAUCUACCCGAGACAAUUGCGAUAAAAGAAAAUAUAUCUACUCUUAUAUACAUAAGCUAUGUAAUUUUAAAGAAUCUUCCAAAUAAAUAUCUUUCAAU
This is a messenger RNA of Trichogramma pretiosum, 1541 nucleotides long. RefSeq names its product zinc finger protein 570-like. The record is from RefSeq and is a predicted model, not a curated record. Gene Ontology annotation, molecular function: thiol oxidase activity. The transcript is spliced from 2 exons. Lineage: Eukaryota; Metazoa; Arthropoda; Insecta; Hymenoptera; Trichogrammatidae. The coding region runs from base 281 to 1285 and encodes 334 amino acids.